AUGAGGACCGGCUCGCCGGCACUCCGAGAGCAUCUCACGAAGCUCAACACGAGCGUUCGUUUCCUGGGUGCCAUCGCCGAGCGGGCAACCCAGGCGCUAUCGACCCAAGCGCUGCACAAAUUUGAACGAGGCGUCGGCUGGCUCAUGGUGCUGCCGAGCGCUCUGUGCAUCGGCGCCGUGGAGUUAUCACGCAACAUGACGAUUGAUGACGCGUCCCUCGCACCCGGGCACAAGCUCGGCCAAACAGUCAACUUCUUGGUCGUCGCAGUCGCCGUCGCUCCCGUGCUGGCCUCCUUCCUGGUGAGCAGCGUGCUGGUCCGGGUUCCUCUCAGCGUCCUCGGAAGAGACGAAGGGGUCGCGAUGGCGGCCCUGCUUCAUGAGGAACCGCCACUUAUCACGGGGAAGUCCUCCUCGCUGGACAGCAUCUUGGCCCUCGUCGGCGUAGGCAGCCGGCGUGGGAGUGCGAGCGUGGCCGUCAUGAAGCGAGCUUGUAUGGCCGAGCGCCUCAGCACGUCCUCGCACCCCGACGAAAUGCUGCAGUGGGCCCUCUUGCUGGCAUAUGCGUGCCAGAUCACACACGUGCUCUCCGGACAGUCAGAGCUUGAGAACGACGCAACGUUUGCGGUUAUAUUGCUGAUUGGUUUCCCGGCACUCGUCUAUGCGGCGCGCCAGCUGCGCAACCUGCGCAUCCGCAUCGCCACGCAGCAUAACGCCGCCGACUUGCUUGAGCGCUUCCACGCACGCAUGCGCCAUCUGGUGCUGCUCCAGCUGUGCUGCGUGUGCCUUGUCCUCGUCACCGCCGUCUCGUCGCCGUUGCUGCUCCCUCCGGUCGCCUACAGCAGCGACGCCAACCCAUGCACCCUUGUCACGCGCUGGUUCCUGUGGACCAAAUGCCGCCGCAGCCACGCCCUCACCGGCAGCCCGUACACGUGCUCGGCCGACGGCUACGGGCCGUACAGCUCUGCCUACGCCGCAUGCAGCGCAGCGCGCUCGCAGCUUCCAUUCCUGGCCGUCACCUACUCCGCCAUCAUGCUUUCGCUCAACGCGCUGCUGUACCUCUGGCUGCUCACGGCCACCGACGACGCCGCGCCGCCGCCCUCGCCACCGCCGGCCGAGUGGAGGGGCCUCGAGGCCUUCUGGCUCGGCGCAUGGCUCUUCACGACCAUCGCCAUCGGCUGCUCGCCGCUGUACGUCGCGGCGCUGCUCGCCGACCGCGGCGGGUAUGAGCACAUGCCAUCGCCGACCACCUUCGAGGCGCUCGCGCGGCUGCGCGUCCAGACGGUCAACAUUCUCUGCUGGUGCACCGCAAUGCUGCUCUUCAACACGCCGCGCGUGCGCCACGCGUACCAAGUCGUCAAGCUGUCGCGAUGCCUCGGCUGUUCGCGCGAGGUGGCCGGCACGCUCGCGGCGAUCGUGAGCGGCGAGCCGGCGACGACGUACAGCAAGUACGCGGAGCCCACGACGCUCGCGUUUGCGCCACUUGGCGUCGCGGCGCGCGGCGUCGAGGCCUUCCUCGCUGGCGACGGCCUCAUGGAGGACUCCAUCAGGAGCCAGAUGGCGCGAGGCGGCGUCGAGGCCAUCCGACGCGAGUUCGAGGCGUCCGGCAGCGAGGCGGACGUCGAGUGCAUGCGAUACGUUCUCGACGAGGAGGCGGGCUCGUCGCCCACGAUCUUCCCGAACGCGCCCUUCCCUCGCGACUGCGACUGGACCAUGCGCGCGCGCGCCGACCGCACCGAUCCGCUCUCGGGGCGCGGGCUGCGCCUCUGCCACUUUGUGGAGCACCCAAGCGCGCGGCUCGCCGGGCUGAGCUCCGCUCACGUGGCGGCGCUGCGCAUCUACACGACCGCCGCCUUUCGUUCCAUCAACGAGCCGCUGCGCGACCACUCGCGCGUGGCUGCCAAGAAGCCGCACCCGCUACCUGUGACGGUCGCGCUCAUCGCGGACGCCGUGCGCAGGCUGCGGGCGGCGGCGCCCGACGCCGACGUGCCACUCGAUCUGUAUCGCGGCCUGAAGAACGUGCAGGUGGGCGACGCCUCGAGUAGCUUCGUCGGGCGCGGCGGCACCGAGCGCGCGCCGAUGUCCACCACGAGCGACGUUCGCGUGGCCGUCCGGUAUGCGGCGAGCGAGCAUUCGGUGCUGCUGCGCCUGCGCACCAAGAACGCCAUGGAGCGGGGCGCCGAUCUCGCCUGGCUGUCGGCCUUCCCCGGCGAGCACGAGUUCCUCUUCCCGCCGCUCACGUUUUUGCAGCACGUGGCCAUGGACACCGUCGACAUUGGCGGCCGCCCAUUCCGGGUGCUCGAAAUGGAGCCGCGCCUCGGCUGA
Molecule: messenger RNA, 2322 nt
Organism: Emiliania huxleyi CCMP1516
Lineage: Eukaryota; Haptophyta; Isochrysidales; Noelaerhabdaceae
Exons: 1
Coding region: 1-2322 (773 amino acids)
Cellular component (GO): extracellular region
Source: RefSeq, a predicted model, not a curated record